Bufo bufo (common toad) is the source of this 738-nucleotide messenger RNA. It is a transcript of the gene TMSB4X, whose product is annotated as thymosin beta 4 X-linked. The transcript is spliced from 3 exons. Gene Ontology annotation, molecular function: actin monomer binding. The coding region runs from base 162 to 296 and encodes 44 amino acids. NCBI's taxonomy places the organism in Eukaryota, Metazoa, Chordata, Amphibia, Anura, Bufonidae. Gene Ontology annotation, cellular component: cytoplasm. The record is from RefSeq and is a predicted model, not a curated record. Gene Ontology annotation, biological process: regulation of cell migration; actin filament organization.
AAGGCAAGGGCAACGAAGAGUUACAGAAGGAUGACAUCACGCCUCAUUUGCAUAGAGGAGAUUAUAUAAAAGCAGGCGCAGCUCUCUCCUCUCUCAGACUCAAGGCUGUGUUUGUGAGGAGCCAUUCUGCUUGUGCGCUGUGUUGCUGAUCAUCCUACAAAAUGUCUGACAAACCAGAUAUGGCUGAGAUUGAGAAAUUCGAUAAGGCCAAGCUGAAAAAGACAGAAACGCAAGAGAAAAAUCCACUUCCUUCUAAAGAAACAAUUGAGCAAGAGAAACAACAAUCUGAAUCCUAAUGAACCCCCAUCACCCCCCAAUAUGCACUGUACAUUCCACAAGCAUUGCCUUCUUAUUUUUUCUUCUUUUAGCUGUUUAACUUUGUAAGAAAUAACUAAGAUACAAAGAGGUUGGAAAACGUUUACUGUGCUGCCCCAUUACACCGACAGAAAAGUUAAUAAAAGAACUACUGAACACUGAAUGAAGGCGCUGCCUUUCCAUCUGCCUGUCUGGCUGGCUUUGGUUUUGGUGGCAUGAGCGACCUUACACAAUGAAAGGAGAAUCUGAGUGGAACUACAGAUAUCCAGUAAUAUGAGGUGAUGCGUUGAAUGGAAAGCUGCACCAAGGUCCGGCGAGCUGUAAAAUGCGGUCAAAUCGAGUGCCAUUUUAUUUGUUCAAAAUGAUUUGAAUUAUUGGAAUGCACAAUUUUUUUCAAUAUGCAAAUAAAAAGUAUAAAAUAUU